AUGCGAGUGAACAGGAUUUCUCCUGCCUUGGGUCACCAGGCUCACACUGCCGUCAUGAUCUUUCUGGUGCUGGCGUGGGGAGCACCUGGUAAAUGUCAGAGACAGCCACGCCUUUUCCUGCUGGCUGCCAAAGAAAACCGAUUUGGACGUGAGAAGGCUAAGCUGGUUGCAGAGACAGAGAAGCUGGAAUUGCUGCAGAUGCGUUGCUCAGAGUCUCGUAAACUCCUGGAAACGCAGCCGGAGUCCCAGAGACAGCAGCUGCAGCGCAAACUGCACGAGGACUCUGACGCUGUGGAAACGGCGCUCAAAGCCUUCGAGGACCUGGAGUUCCAGCAGCUGGAGAGGGAGAGCUCUCUUGAGGAGGCAAGGGAGGCGAUGCAGAGACAGGCUUUGAUGGAAAUCUCCGGGCAGCAGCACCGCAUCAACCAUAGGAAGGAACAAGUAUUAAAGCUGCAGAAACAAGUGAACGAAAUCAGACAGCAGACUGAGACGGAGUCCCGAAAACUGAGUCAGUGCAAGAAAGAAACAUCCAACAUACUCAACAUGCAUUUAUUGAAGGAUAAGAAACGCUUGUCUGAGUUCAGUAACCUGACGGGCUCUGCUCCCUGUAUGUUAUCUAUCCCAGGCUUGUCUGUGCACAGUCCCACGCAGAAUCCUUCUCUGGUUGUGAACGGCACUUCAGCUUUGCCGAGGAGGCAGUGCCAGCAGAACAAGCACUCUGAUAGGCCAGCCUCAGUCCAUGGUCAGCAGUUGAAGUGUGCGGAUGUUGACAACGGGUCUCCGAGCGGCACGGCAGUCGAUGGUCCGCGUUCCCCCUGCUCCAAACACGCUUCCUCCCCCAAACCGAACCAGACCAACGGGGGUCCCAGCUGCAACGGGACAAGCCGUGCACCCGCUCAGGGGUUCAGUAAUGGGAAUGGGCUUCCCAACAUAGUGGACAUGGAGAGGAAACUACGGGAGGCCAAAGCUGAGAGAGAGUGUCUGCUGAGGGCCAGGGAAGCCAAAAUACAAGCCGAAGAGGAAGCCAAGAAAAAAGAGCUGGAGAGCGUUGAACCAACAUCCGCUUCUACACCAGAGCGCCAUCUAGAGACUGGGCCCCUCCGCUCCCUCAUCAGCAGUGUGACCUUUGACCUCCGGGCCCACCUGGAGGCGUCCGGUCACAGCGUCGAGACGUGCAGCGCGGUAACCGUCAGCAACAGGAGGUGCAAGGGCUUCCUCACCAAGAUGGGGGGCAAGAUCAAAACCUGGAAAAAGAGGUGCUUCGUGUUCGAAGGGGAAAAGAAACGACUGGCUUAUUUCUCAAAUAAAGAAGAAACGAAGCUAAAGGGUGUGAUCUAUUUCCAAGCCAUUGAGGAAGUUUAUUACGAUCACCUGCGCAGCGCGUCUAAGAGUCCACACCCCAAGCUGACGUUCUGCGUGAAGACCUACGACCGGCUCUUCUUCAUGGUCGCACCAACACCUGAGGCCAUGAGGAUCUGGAUGGAUGUAAUCGUCACGGCAACGGAUGAACAUCGUCGCUACUGAACCUGUACGGCAACAGGCCCAAUUGACCACUGUACAGAGCUGGGCCAUCACCUGUAGGCUUGGAUAUCUUGAAUAGAUAUCUCUGGACAUUGAGCGCGCAAGAUCUGCAAUGCUGAAAAGUCUUCUCCUGUCCGGGUUUGAGGUUGGCGUUUCUGGAGAUUUGGACAGUCUUAACUCCUGCAACGUUUCCAUCUGCACCUUGCAAACAGUCUGUAAAUCGAUUUCAAGUAUCCAGCCUCCCUGCAGCCGAUCUGCAGUCUAUGGUCCAGGACUUCAGAUAACAUCAAAGAAGCAUCGCUCUUUUUUGUUAGCAGGAAUUUCUAAAUUCGUCGCAUACCUCCGGUUGUUUUAUCGGUGCUGUAAUUGGCAGUCUGUGUUGUUUGUUUUCUUCACCAGUUUGGUGUUUUCUCAAAUCCUUUCGCGUCGACACUUAUUGGAUCAUUCAGAAAGAGUUCUGAGAGACUAUUUCCGCCUGUGAAGCCUCAUAAUGUUAACUGGGACUGAGAUCAUUCAAAGACUUCUGUCUGAUGGAAACUGAACUGAAUUUUUGUGUAGCUUUCAUUGGUGGCUGAUGAAAUCGAGACAAAGCUUUUGUUUGCUUUUUUUAAAAUAAUGACGCACAUUUUGCUGUGCUUUUUUUUUUUGCAAAUAAGAAUUUUACUGUCACCCCCUCAAGUGACAAAAGGGGUACAAAAGCCAGUUGAAAAUAAUGUUACAUUUUGUAUUCUUGCACAUCGAGACAUUUUAUCAAAGGACAAAAGUGCAAUAUUCACUGAAUGUGUAGAUGUGUAAUAUUUAAAGCACUGGUACACUGUUACUAAAUGCUCAAUUAGAAUUAAGGUAAAACUAUUAAGAAAUGAAAUCAAGUAGA
This is a messenger RNA of Polyodon spathula (Mississippi paddlefish), 2395 nucleotides long. Its product is annotated as pleckstrin homology-like domain family B member 2. The record is from RefSeq and is a predicted model, not a curated record. The transcript is spliced from 12 exons. Bases 1 to 1524 code for a protein of 507 amino acids. Lineage: Eukaryota; Metazoa; Chordata; Actinopteri; Acipenseriformes; Polyodontidae.